AUGCCAAUCCAACCGGCUUUGAAUAUCCUAGGAGCAGUCGUUAGGACUCACUUCAGAACCCCCGAAAGUUUUGAAGCGAUUAGUGUGCAGAACGGAAACCGCACCAUGUUGACUUCCGUUCAACAGGAUUUAAUCGACGCAAUGUUCCACACGAAUAAAGAUUGGCUAACUUUGUCACACCGCCAUCUGGCAGACGCGGAAAAGCGCCCUGCGUACUACAGCAUAUUUCUUGUCAGUGAUUACGCCUCCUUGUGUACAAUUUUGGAUGAUAUGAAUCACGAGACGCACCACUUUCAUGGAUUAUAUACCAUUUUCAUCGAACAUCUCGCCAAGAAAACCAUCAUGAACGGCAUCAUGGAAAAACUGUUCGAGUUGAACAUCAUCAACGUCGUCCUGAUAUUCAAGGACAACGACGAUGGAACAUACGUUGCGUAUUCUUAUCAACCAUAUGGAGCUGGAACGUGUGGUGCCGCAGUACCGUAUGAGGCCGGACGAUACGUAGACGGUGUAUGGACAGCGUUGGUCAGUUGGUUUCCGAAUCGAACAGCAGAUUUUAACGGUUGUCCACUAGUCGCAGGAACGACCCAUAUAGAACCUUGCUCGAUGCAUUCCCACGAGAAUAACCUAACCGUACACAAAGGCAUCGAGGUUGCGAUCGCCACAAAUUUGGCGAAUAAAUUGAACUUUUCCAUAACCUACCGCAUCACAAACGAAAUCGUGAAAUGGGGCAUGAUGCGUCCGGUCAACAGCACCGGUUUGGUGGGCUGGAUUCAACGGAAGGAAGUAGAUUUUGGUUUUGGCAGUAUGGGCAUCGGAGCGGCUCGGGUAAAGUAUCUACGCACGGGUGCAACUAGCCGGUACGGGCAGAUCCUGAUGGCCAUUCCACCCAAGCUGGCGUACACGUCCCUGGAAAAGCUCUUCCUACCGUUCAGCCUGCAGGCGUGGCUGUGUGUCGUGUUUUGCUACGUUUUGGUUAGCAUGCUCGCGCUGGCACUGUUCGGUUUGAGGAAUAUUCCAACCGAUCAACGGAUGCCACAUGCGUUCUACACCACGUGGGUGCUUAUGAUGGGUGGAUCCUGCGUCCAGAUGCGUAUGAACAGCUCACGUUUGUUUCUCGUAUGCUUCAUCCUCAACAUGGUCGUCGUGCGUACACUUUAUCACGCCGCUAUGUUCGAGAGACUGCAGGCCUCGGAUAGUUUGGCGUCGGAUUUAAACACACUAAGCGACAUCAAUAAAGCGGGAAAAGUGUACUACAUGCACCGGACGAUCACUUUGUACUUCAAUGACAAUCCCUUGAUUGGUCCCAGGCGAAUUCGAACGAUAAACGAUACCACGAGCUGGGAAGGAAUGCUUUAUUCCCUGUCUCAACAUGAAGGAAGCUUUGUUCUAGCUUUACCACUGGAUUGCAUCAAGUACUACGUCAAAAUGAACGGCAAACGGGGCUUGGUGUAUGUUGGCAAGCACACCGGACUAUUAUACAACACAGGAUUCUACUACCCCAAGACGACCGCGCUGGAGGAAUCGUUUAGCCGCGUCAUACUCUCGUUCCAUUCCGCUGGGUUGGUAAACUUCUGGGCGCAAGAGUUCGAAGACACCCGGUUCUGGUCCAAUGCAAAAACGGACCCCGAACCAACCAGCCUAGCGUGGGACCACAUUUCUGGAGCAUUCUAUCUGUGCGGUACGAUGCAUUUGCUGGCGGUAAUAGUGUUUCUGCUCGAACUCGCCAUGAUUUUUGCUUGCGUGUUGCUGUUGUGUACCACACUAACCGUGCACUCGGAACCGAUCCUUGAGGAGUUGUUGCCAGUUCCCACAAAUAGCACAAGUUUCCUAUCCGCCAUUGUCGGAGCGUACUUUCGAGAACUCGACGAGGAGUGUGUGCACAUUCGUACCCGAAAUGGGAACCAAACUUCUCCGACACUUUUCCAGAACGAUGUGAUCGACGAUAUCACCCGGACGAACGGUGCUUGGAUGCUGUUCUCCUACAGCGAUUUAUCUCAUCGUCCUGCGUACUACAACAUCUUCCUUGUGCGCGAUUACUCGUCCCUGGCCGUGCUGUUGGCGGAGAUGAACUAUACGACACACCAGUUCUAUGGCUUUUAUCUCGUGUUUAUCGAACAGCUCAGUUGGGAGUGCAUUCAAGACACCCUGAAGCAACUGUGGAGUUACACGAUCAUUAAUGUGGUGCUCAUCGUGAAGGACGACGAUGAAACGUACGUGGCCUAUUCGUAUCAACCCUACGAGGAGCGUAAAUGUGCCAUCAUCGAACCCAUCGAAACCGGCCGGUACACGAAUGGUACGUGGGACAACCUGAACGGAUGGUUUCCGGAUCGAUUCGCCGAUUUACACGGCUGCCCAAUGCAGGUCGGAGUGGUCGAAGUAAAACCGUACUCCAUGAUACGGCUCGUGAACAAUCGCACCGUACACUACGGGCUGGAGGUGUACGUUGCCGAAUUCAUUGCGUCCCGGUUGAACUUCACCAUCAACUACGUUCAACCGUCCGGUAACAUCCGGUGGGGAAUAUUACACCCUACCAACAGCACCGGACUGGUCGGUAUGCUCCAGCGCAAGGAGGUUAGCUUUGGUUUUGGAAGCCUGGGGUACUCGCUUAGCCGGUACACGUACCUAAAAAUGAGCACACCAAGCCACCUCACGCAGAUGAUCAUGGCAAUACCACCGAAACGGCCGUACACCUCACUGGAAAAACUUUUCCAACCCUUCACGAUCGGUGCGUGGGUUUGUAUCGCGGUCGGGUACACAUCCUUCGGUCUGGUGACGUACGUGCUGAUGAAAAUCAACCGGAAGGUGAUGCGUGAAAAGCUUCGCCACCCGAUCUACUCGCUGUGGGUGCUCCUUAUGGGUGGUUCCAGUGGGCCACUGCGCAUGGACAGCACGCGGAUGUUUAUGGUUGGUUUUAUUCUCAACACACUGGUCAUAAGGACGCUCUAUCAGGCCGGCAUGUUUCAACGGUUGCAGGCGUCGGAAUCGCUGGCAGCGGAUUUAAAUACAAUCAGCGCGAUCAACAAGGCUGGAUUGCGUUUUAACAUGUUCCGCUCGACGAUGCAGUUCUACAAAGACAACCCGAUGGUGCCCGUUAGCCGCAUCAAAGUGAUACAAAACGAUUUAACGAACUGGGAUGACGUGUUCUACCAGCUGCAUCUAGAUCGGCUUGGUGGCGUGCUUUCGUUGCCCCUCGACAGCGUCGCGUUUUAUGUGAAACAACAUGGCAAACAGGGUGUCGUGUAUCCCGGAAAAUAUACUGGAUUUACUUACAGCAUCGGCAUACUUUAUCCCAAAACAACGCCCCUGCAGGAGCUGUUCGAUGGGUGGAUCCUGCGACUACACGCCUCCGGGUUGAUACGCUUCUGGACGGAGGAGUUCCGGGACAAUCGGUACUGGACGCAUGCCAAGGAGGACCCGGAACCGGCCAGCUUAAAGUGGAACCAGAUUUCGGGCGGAUUUUUCCUCUGCGGGGCACUGCUGCUGCUCGCAACACUGGUGUUUUUUGGCGAACUAAUAUACUUCCGCCUGCGCAACACUAGCACCACGCGACGCGAAAUUAAACGCAACAAUAUGAAAUCAGAACGAAAUUGA
Molecule: messenger RNA, 3591 nt
Organism: Anopheles nili
Lineage: Eukaryota; Metazoa; Arthropoda; Insecta; Diptera; Culicidae
Exons: 4
Coding region: 1-3591 (1196 amino acids)
Source: RefSeq, a predicted model, not a curated record